This is a messenger RNA of Pelodiscus sinensis (Chinese soft-shelled turtle), 2579 nucleotides long. The record is from RefSeq and is a predicted model, not a curated record. Lineage: Eukaryota; Metazoa; Chordata; Testudines; Trionychidae.
CAAUAAAUCUGUUAGUCUAUAAGGUGCCACAGGACUCCUCAUCGCUUUUUCAGAUUCAGACUAACACGGCUACCCCUCUGAUAGAUGAGCUAAGAACCACCCAACCAACCCCCCUUCUAAUCAUGCUCUCUCAGGAGAUCUUCCUUUCAAAGCCAGCAGAGGGCAUAAUUCCUCUCUAACACUUGGUCUUGUCUUAUGGAUAUAUCCUCAGCAUUGAAGAUGAGCUCUUUCUGAGCUCCGGUGUUAUUUGUAUUAGUAUUGUGCUUAGGAGCCCUGUUGCUAGGCACUGCACUGUGAAGAAAAGAUGUUGCUUGACCGGAAGAGCCCAUGACUAUAUAGGAUUGAGCUGGAGACUUGAAUGGAAAAACAGAAAGUUAUUAGUUGGGGUUCACUGUGCAGAACCUCUAACCAAGGACUCUUGCUACUAGCCACCAUGUUUGUUUUAGUGGAGAUGAUGGAUACGGUACGGAUUCCUCCCUGGCAGUUUGAAAUGAAACUCAAUGACUCCAUUACUGAAGAGCUAAAUAAGAAGUUAGCUAACAAGGUUGUGUACAACGUUGGCCUCUGCAUCUGUCUGUAUGACAUCACAAAGCUGGAAGACUCGUACAUAUUUCCUGGGGAUGGUGCCUCGCACACUAAAGUGCAUUUCCGGUAUGUUGUGUUCCAUCCCUUUCUGGAUGAAAUUCUGAUCGGGGAGAUUAAAGGCUGCAGUCAGGAUGGAGUUCACGUUUCUCUUGGGUUCUUCGAUGAUAUUAUCAUCCCUCCAGAGUCCCUGCAGCAGCCAGCUAAGUUCGAUGAAGCAGAGCAGGUCUGGGUGUGGGAGUACGAGACAGAAGAAGGGGCUCAUGACCUGUACAUGGACACAGGGGAGGAGAUCCGCUUCCGGGUAGUGGAUGAGAGCUUUAUUGACACAUCCCCAACAGGUCCAUGCUCCACAGAGGCCUCCACCUCUGGUGCCACAGAGGAGGUGCAGAAGAAGGAGGCACCCUACACUCUUGUGGGAUCCAUCAGUGAGCCUGGCCUGGGCCUCCUCUCGUGGUGGACAAACAGUUAGCAGCAGUCAGAACUUGCUCUGCGUGGAACCUAUGGGAUGGAUGCUUUCAGGGAUUGCAGGAGUCAUCUGGUGCAUCACUUCCCUCUGGACAUUGAACAAGAAUGCAGGGAUUCCAUGUUACUGUCUUUGCUCCCCACCAGGUUGAGCUGGCAUCUGUCAAGAAAUACCUCCAUUACAACUGUACAAGUGAAGCUACAGGCACAUAAGCCCAGCAGCCACAAACUCAUCUGGGACUUUAUCUAGGAUGUCAGCAGAAUUGGGGUCAAAUGCCAAAGUCAGUCUCUGCUGUCUUGGAAAAAAGCAAUCUAAGUUAGUGUAGUGGCAGGUCAGGGGGCUGCUGUCUGGCCAGAAGAAACUGGUCAUUUCCUACCACACCUAGUCUCGAGAGAUGUAAUUAAGUAUAAGCAAGAGUCUGUCUCCUUAACACAGAAGAGGGACAUGCUGCUUUCUCAAUAGGAGAGGAAACUGCAAAGUAUGGAAGAGAUGCACUGGCUCUUAAGCCAUUGUAAACCCUGGUGCUGAAAGGAUGGGGAAGGCUCAGAGCUGUGGCAGGUAUGGGGAUACCACCUGUAGAGGAGGAUUCACUGCACUAUGAGGGAAUUGCAGUUCUAUUAUGUGAAUUGCUACAAUGAUGGAAGGAUGUCUGCUUAUUAGGAAGCAAUUUAGCUGGUGUUUUUAAUCCUUUGCUGUCUUCUGAAAGCAACUCCCUGAGAUGAUGCUGGAGUGAGAUGCUCUGUUACAGUGGAUGCCCUGUGGUCUGAUGCAAAAUAAGCUCAAUUCUACUGGUGGCUUGACUGAAAACUUUUUUUUAAGAGGAAAAAGAGACCCUAGUGCUGGGUAAGGCCAUGCUUCCAGUCCCUUAUGGGGGAGGGGCAAGACUAGUAUUAAUACUAGAUGAAUACAUGUUAAUUCCUAGCCACACACAACCCAGCCUCCUGCAGCUUGGGUGACUUGCUUCAUCUUAAUGCAGAUACUUUCUGGCAUUUAGUUAAGAGAAGCAACAUUAAACAUGCAGGGCCUAGAGCCAGCAUGAUGUGUUAUGCAUGAUUAAAUAGCAGCCAUUUUAGGGGGCUAGAAUGCUAUUGGAUGUUACUACUGCUGACCUCAAAGUAUGAAAGCAAAGCUUAAGUCACUGGAACCAUUCCUACAGUAUAAUUUCAGCCCUUUAAUUCUAAGCAUGGCUACUGCUGGUUUAGAUUUUAAUCAAAGCAGUCUAGAAUUCAUCUUGUCUCAGCCAUCCGAGCCCAUCAAGUUCCAUCUAUGCUGUUGCCAAGUUUCUCUAAUGUAGUACUGACCAAACAUUGCUUGUCAUUCUAACAGGGCUGCUAAUGGGAAAGAAAAGUAGGGUAUUUUACAGAACUUCCUAGCCUGGAGUACAGGAAAAACAGAUUAAGCAUGUACUAGGAAUAGGCUUCAAAGAGAAAAUGCUCUUCACCCACUCCUCUCUGUAGUUUAAGGGACAUUGGCUAUAUGAAAACUAUGGAAUCCAAGCAGUCUAACCAAUAAAAAACUACUGCUGCUGUUU